Messenger RNA from Stylophora pistillata, 816 nucleotides. RefSeq lists its product as uncharacterized. Gene Ontology annotation, biological process: regulation of apoptotic process. The record is from RefSeq and is a predicted model, not a curated record. Lineage: Eukaryota; Metazoa; Cnidaria; Anthozoa; Scleractinia; Pocilloporidae. Gene Ontology annotation, molecular function: protease binding; death domain binding.
UCUCUAACUGAGCACCAUCAGAUCAAAUCAUAGCUGGUUGACCGAAAGUCAAAGCAAAAGGAACAUUAAGCAAUUCCUUACAGAAGAAAAAGGUUCUUAGAGUAUCUUUCAUUCUAAAGGAAUCCUGUAUUGACAAAUCAAAAAGCCGAUAAGAGCAAAAUGGCAAAUGCAGAUGACGGGCCAAUGGGCAAAAAUAAACGAGAAAAUUUAACAAAGGUAAGGGAGCAGUUGCAAGACAUGGAUCCAGGGCAAGUCUUACUGAAGAUGUCAACAAUCUGCAAUGAAAAAAACGUCCGCUUAGUUUUUAAUGGGCAAGACGAAGAAAAGAUACUAAUCAUCCCUGAUCGCUUUGAGAGAUGUAAUAACUUCGUAACAGCUUUACAAAGAAGUGGUGAUAGAGCCUAUGACAUAUUUCGGCAGGCGCUUGAAGAGGUUCAUCCACAUCUUAGAAAUAUUCUUCCCGGAGGUGAGAAUCUUGAUGAAAGACUACUCUUUUCGAGAAUCGUCCGAACUAAUGAACAAUUCUCUUGGGCUAUCAGAGACCCUGGUGUUUGGAUUAUAUUUUCUUCGAUACAUGUGUCGGGACCUAAGCGGGUCAAGUGUUUGAAAUGGCCGGAUUGCGAUAUUAAGGAUCGUCUUGAGGAACAAGAGUGCCUGGUCAGCCGCGCCAUAGAGCUUCGCUGUGACGAUUCCGGCGAAAAUUUCAAUGACCUAACGGCUACUAUAGCCUUGUUUCACAACGUUUCUACCUUGAGAAGUGGACAGGAGAUAAUAAUAAAGGAAUUGGUCAACUAUAAAGAAAAGGGAAAGAAGCCG